Messenger RNA from Sinocyclocheilus rhinocerous, 1605 nucleotides. RefSeq names its product semaphorin-3aa-like. The transcript is spliced from 10 exons. The record is from RefSeq and is a predicted model, not a curated record. Gene Ontology annotation, biological process: semaphorin-plexin signaling pathway; positive regulation of cell migration; negative chemotaxis. NCBI's taxonomy places the organism in Eukaryota, Metazoa, Chordata, Actinopteri, Cypriniformes, Cyprinidae. Gene Ontology annotation, molecular function: semaphorin receptor binding; neuropilin binding; chemorepellent activity. Bases 418 to 1605 code for a protein of 395 amino acids. Gene Ontology annotation, cellular component: glutamatergic synapse; axon; plasma membrane.
GGCUGAGACGUGGACACAAGCAGCAGUCUGUGAGAGUGUGUGUGAGAGCGUGUGUGCGCGAAGCCAUAGCGGAGAGAGAGGGUCUGCCGGAUCCCUUACUGAAACUCUACCUUUCCCAUAAACACACAAUCCCACUCACCGGUCCUCCCCACCAGGGUCCGAGAACGCAUCCCUGAGGAGUACACCUUUACCCCCACGACCGGUGAAACGCCCCCCACAUGGAGCCAUGUGAACCCCCGUCUCCUGCUUCACUUGGGAUCUGAUUUCGGAUUGCCUCCUUGGGGAGAAGCUCCAGGCGCUGGAUCUUUUGAAGUAAGGAGGGACUCCGAAGAUCUCCGCUAUCCCAGAGGGAAGCACUUUGCUCUGGGCACUGUGGGCUGCAAGCCCCACUGGGCUGGAGGCCAGCGCUCCAGCACCAUGGAUUACCUAGUUGGGAUUUUUCUGCUGUUGUGUGGGGUGGCAUUACCUGGAAGAGUUGCACCCCAGCACACCAAAGAGAGCGUGCCCAGACUCAAGCUCUCCUACAAGGAAAUGCUGGAAUCCAGUAAUCUAGUGACUUUCACUGGCUUGGCAAACAGUUCAGGUUACGACACGUUCCUGAUGGAUGAGGAGAGAGGAAGAUUACUUGUUGGAGCGGAGGAUCACGUCUUCUCUUUUGACCUGGUCAACAUCAACAGAGACGUCAAACAGAUCGCCUGGCCCGCCACACCUUCCAAACGCGAUGAAUGCAAGUGGGCUGGAAAAGACCUUGGGAAAGAAUGCUCAAACUUUGUGCGUGUGCUGCAGCCGUAUAACCAGACACAUAUUUACAUAUGUGGCACCGGAGCUUUCCAUCCUAUCUGUUCUUACCUGGAGAUAGGCAAGCGAGCAGAGGACAACAUCUUCAGACUAGAUGCCAACUACUUUGAGAACGGACGUGGGAAAAGUCCCUAUGAUCCAAAGAUGCAGUCCUCAUCCCUCCUGAUUGAUGGCGAACUGUAUUCUGGAACAUCAGCAGACUUCAUGGGACGAGACUUUGCCAUUUUCCGAACACUUGGGUCACAUCAUCCAAUCAGAACUGAGCAGCAUGAUUCUAGAUGGCUGAAUGAGCCCAGGUUUCUAGGAAUACACCUGAUCCCAGAGAGCGAUAAUCCUGAAGAUGACAAGAUCUUCCUGUUCUUCAAAGAGAACGCCAUGGAUGGCGAACAUACAGGCAAAGCUACUAUCUCCAGGAUAGGACAACUGUGUAAGAAUGACAUGGGUGGACAUAGGAGUCUCGUGAACAAAUGGACAACCUUUUUGAAAGCCAAGCUGACUUGCUCAGUUCCCGGCCUCAGUGGAAUAGACACACAUUUUGAUGAACUGCAGGAUGUGUUUCUGAUGAGUGCUAAAGACCCAAAGAAUCCAGUGAUCUAUGCUGUGUUUACUACAUCCAGUGAUUUUGUGAUGUGUGAUAUGUUUGGCCCUUUAGAAGCUUUGCAGUGCAGUAAUCUGGUUAGACUCAGACAGGUGCUUCGCAUCGCUGCACUCUGGAUGGGAAUUUCCUCCUUAUCCUGGUCUCUGCCCUCUCUUACCUGUUUCCCCAUUCAACUUCGGCUCAGCACAGCUCAGAGGAAAUAUGAUUAA